Daphnia magna is the source of this 935-nucleotide messenger RNA. RefSeq lists its product as uncharacterized. Gene Ontology annotation, cellular component: chitin-based extracellular matrix. Lineage: Eukaryota; Metazoa; Arthropoda; Branchiopoda; Diplostraca; Daphniidae. Bases 124 to 768 code for a protein of 214 amino acids. The transcript has 3 exons. The record is from RefSeq and is a predicted model, not a curated record. Gene Ontology annotation, molecular function: structural constituent of chitin-based larval cuticle.
UCAGAAAGGCUAUAUAACUGAAAGAGAAAGACUCGACUUGCAACAGUCUAUAAAGUGAGUUGGCAGCGGUAGCAUCGAAGCAUCCCCAGUUUCCGAAAAUAAGAAAAAAACAAAACAAGGAGGAUGUGUUUUUUCAAGCUGAUGGCCUUCGCGUGUUUUGUGGCGGCGGCGGAAGCAUCCGAUCUCCCCGCGGGGAGGAACCCGGUAGAAGAUGCUGGCAACUACACAGUUUUGUACAACGGGCCAGAAGGAAGCCACUUACAGACCGGUGAACCGGGAAAAGCAGUGAAAGGAUUCUACACUUUCGUCGAUUCUCGUGGAAGAAAACAAAAAGUCACUUACCAAGCCGAUGAGAGAGGAUACCGCGUGACGUCCACUGCCCUGGUCGUGGAGACUGAAGAUGUUUCACCUACGACACGAAGACCAAGAAUCAUAGAAAAGAUUACACCUAAAUUUCAAGCAGGGGUUUUGUUUACAAAGAAAAUGAAUGAACCUCAGAGGGAAUUCUUAAACUCUGGGAUUCUUCCAUCCUCGACAGAAGAAUCCAUUGCAGCAGAACCCAAGUCAAUGGUACCAGAGCUUCAAUUCAAAAUUCCAGCCCACCCUGUUAUUUCCACAACAUUUGAACAAGAAGCAACCAAAACUUUGGUGCCACCAGAAUCGAAAGGUCAAAUUAGGUUCAAAGAACCAAAAGUACUACUAAACUAUGAUGCUGCUUACAAUUUGGGUUACCCUUUUGUGGAUGGGAUCUACGUCUAUGCUCUUUAGAUCGUCAAUUCUACAUUUCGUUAAAACUUUCUUGUUGAUUUCUAAGGUUGUUUCCUACCAACUGUUGUACGAUUACUCACCGGUGGGUGUCGUCCAUUGUUGUUCGUCACCUGUUGGAGACAUUCAACAAUGACAAACUUUUCCUUGUUAAUACAGUUAAAAUCUGA